ACAAUUACAGCUGCCAAAUUUUCCUUCCUUCCUCCUCUCUUGUUCCUACCUCCUAUUCACCACUUCUCAAGAACUAAUUCCUCCCCUCACACCUCUAUCUUCUCAAGACAUAUUUUGCAUGACAUUUUUCAAAGAAAAGAACGACUCUUGGUGUCUUUGUAUUGUUCAGAGUCCAUUCAUUACAUAAUGGCAACAGAGAGAGUGCUUCAUAUGAAGGGUGGAGAGGGAGAAACCAGCUAUGCCAAAAACUCCUUACUUCAGAGAAAAUUGGCAAGCAUGGUGAAACCUAUACUUGAAGAUACUGUAAAACGGUUUAUGUCAAACUUGAGUUCCGAAAGAUGUUGGAAAGUAGCAGAUUUGGGAUGCUCUUCGGGGCCAAAUUCACUCUUUUUUGUGUCAGACAUCUUAAGCAUCGUGGAUAAGGCUAGCUUCAGCUUAAACCAGGGUACGCCACGCGCAUUGCAAAUUUACAUGAAUGAUGUAUUUGGAAAUGAUUUCAACAGCACCUUCAAGUUUAUCCCUGACUUCUUCCAAAGAAUACAUGAAGAAAAAAACGACAACCAUGUACGAUGUUUUAUUCAUGCAACACCUGGAAGCUUCUAUGGAAGACUUUUUCCUGAUGAUUACAUCCACUUCUUUCAUUCUUCUUACAGUCUUCACUGGCUAUCACAGGCACCAAAAAGCUCGAGCAACACAGACGAACCACUCAACAAGGGAAAUAUUUGUGUAACAAGUACAUGCUCUCCUUCUGUCCGUGAAGCAUACUUCAAGCAAUUUGAAAAGAAUUUCAAACUUUUUCUAAAAUCACGUUCAGAGGAAUUAAAGUCUGAUGGUAUUAUGUUACUUACAUUCAUUGGUAGAGAUGAAACUCGGAAAAUUCGUAAUCCAGCUCCAGAGGUAAUUGGAAUGGUACUCAAUGACAUGGUCCAAGAGGGUCUACUUGAAGAGAAAAAAUUAGACUUCUUUGAUCUACCUGUAUAUGGUCCCACAGCUGAAGAAAUUAGACAAGUGAUUGAAGAAGAAGGAUCUUUUGCCAUUCAAACAUUGAGGACUUUCAACAUGGUUUGGGAUGCAAAUCCUCACGAGGAUGUCGGUGAUUCUAUACUUGAUAGAAAAAUGAAAGUAGAGUUCCUGUCUAAGUACGUUAGAGCGGUUUUCGAACCUCUUUUGUCAGUUGAGUUUGGGAAAGAUACCAUGGAUGAAUUGUUCACAAGAUUUGCAGAGAAAGUUGCCCAACUCAUUGAAUUUAAGACAUUGGAGUAUACAAAUGUGGUAGUGUCCUUGGUCAAAGUUUAAAUAUAAGUAUGAGAAAAUUUUUGGAUGGGUUAUUUUCGAUUCUUACUAAUGUUUUUGGGUUAAGAUUCAACCCAUUGUAGUUUUCUUUCCAGGAGAAACUUUUAUUAUCUUAGUUUAGUGGCCUUGUCACUUUGGAUUCUCAUUUAUUCGGUUCUUUAGAGUCUCUUUUGGUUUGAAUAGUGUAUUACUUAAAAACAUAAGUUAAAAAAUGAACUAUUUUCAUAUAUCUCUAUAACAUGAAUCUUACAUUCGCAUAAA
Molecule: messenger RNA, 1554 nt
Organism: Vigna angularis (adzuki bean)
Lineage: Eukaryota; Viridiplantae; Streptophyta; Magnoliopsida; Fabales; Fabaceae
Product: monomethylxanthine methyltransferase 2
Exons: 4
Coding region: 187-1296 (369 amino acids)
Biological process (GO): methylation
Molecular function (GO): S-adenosylmethionine-dependent methyltransferase activity
Source: RefSeq, a predicted model, not a curated record